Molecule: messenger RNA, 1237 nt
Organism: Trichoplusia ni (cabbage looper)
Lineage: Eukaryota; Metazoa; Arthropoda; Insecta; Lepidoptera; Noctuidae
Exons: 3
Coding region: 416-1159 (247 amino acids)
Source: RefSeq, a predicted model, not a curated record
AUUUGUGAUUUCUUGUACAAAUAGUUUGGUAUAUGUUGUGCUAAUUUACUUUGUGGAUUUUAAAAUCUUAAUAUCGUUUUAUAUAAUAGUUGACAAGUGUCUCAAAAUUAACGUAAAGAAACAAGAGAAUCAGAAACAGAUUAGAAAAAUCAUCUUUAACAAGAUGAAUCAUAUUUUUCCAAGCAGGUUAAAGGUGUACCGGUAACAUGUAAAUUAGUUCAUUACGGCCAGUAUAACUCAUUUGAAAAGUCCAUACAUAACAGGACACGGGGUUCGCUGAGUCAAUUAAUAGGUUAAUCGUAGUUCAUGUAGUACGUACUUAAGAUGUAAUGCACGCAAGUGGGGUGACUCCAGACCUUAAUUAAUCAGCCGGUGUCGUGUGACCACACCGUCCACGUUACCUACAAUAUUGAUAAUGGCACACUUUGUAUUAAUCGCAUUGUACUCGGGCGUAUUAAGCACAUUAGCUGCCAACGUCAACUUUUGUCAGAAUUUGAACCCGACUCAUGAUUUUGAUGAGGAAGCGGUACUGGGCAUGUGGUACGUGCACGAGUACGUAUAUCACAAGGAAAACGUGACGAAAACUGAUUCCAACCCGUACUGUCCUAUCAUACAGUUGAGAAAGUUUGAAGAUUAUGUGGAAGGUGGCCUGCUCACUCACAACUUACCAACUCCGCCGACCCCGUACCCUCACCUGACCAACACGCCGUACGUGCACCGGCCAUACACCAUGCAGGAGCCGUACCGCAUCCGACACUUUGUGCUGGAGUGGCACGAGGGGCUCUGGCAGGACGACUACCACAUCAAGGUCAACACUUCACACAAAGGCUUCUGGGCGACUGAUGUUCCAAAUAGAUCUGUCGGUGACAUGUAUCGUUUCUUCGGAGGUGUGAUUCAAGUAUUGAAGGUCGCAAACAACCACCUGGUGCUAAACUUCUGCAUGAGGCUGCCGAACUCACAGCUGUUCAGCGUCGUGCUGUCCAGAAACGAGAACCAGCUGACGCCCGAGGACCUGGCCAGCAUUCACAACGUGUUUACCAUGAAACACCUCUCCACAUCUGCGCUCAAGAGAGUUUGCGAGAAUUCUGCCAACAAGAGCACGAUAUCAAUGUUAUUAUUCUUCAUCGUAUCUUACGCAAUUUGGGGUUCUCGAAUUUAAACCUUUUAGACUCAAAUGUUUGUACGAUAUUUGCUAUAUUUUUGUAUGAGAAAUGAGAAUAAAAUAUUUAAUUAUUUA